AUGGGAGUCAAGAAAAGUAAUAAACAGAAAAGUCUGACUCUCCAUUAUAAAGAUGUUUCUUUUUACCUUUUCAUAUACUUCACAGUAGUUUCUGGCUUAAAAUUGCAAUCUUGUGGCCCUGAAGAAACAGAAUUUGGAGGAGCUUGCAGAGCUAAAUAUCCACCAUCACCAUCUACUCCAGAUGUUGUAGCAGAGCUGACAGGGGAUGUUAUUUAUAUAAAGUGUGCAUUUGAUGUGUCAGGCACAAACAGCUCCCUUGGGUUCAUUGUCACUUGGUCCAGAUUAUCCCCUUAUGGAAUUAAGGAAGAGUUGCGGCAGGAAACGACAGUCCAAACAUUCUCAUUUAUAGAAUUGGAUGGCAUAAAUCUUAGACUUGGAGACAAGAUUUAUUGUUCCAGUUCCAGCUUCUACUUGGAGAAUCCUGAUGUGCACAGCCCUUCUAUUGAAAGCAAGGAGUUUUUUGCUGGACUCAAGCUCUACCCUGAGGUUCACACAAUAUUAGAAGAUGGCACAGAACACCGACUGAAAAUUGAGAGCACGGUACCCAUCCCGUGCUCCGAAACUGACCAGCAGCAACAUGACUGCAAGAUUUCUCUCCACCUGAAGACAGUCAGUCAAGAAGAUGAACAGAACCCAGUUGCAGACGUAGCUCUGUCAUCUUGCCAUGUGGAUGUGCACCAGAUGUCUUGCCAUAACAAGAUCUGUGGAAGUGAAACUGUUUACUACACAGCUGUGACAGAUUUUUCACAUGAUGGAGACAGAGUAACAGAAAUUACGGUUCAACCUAUACUUCAUGAGAACUUCCUUUGGAAUGGCUACACCCCAGAGGGUGCACAGAUUACAGUAAAGGAUCUUCCUACUGCUUACUGCUACUCAUUCACAGAUCCACAUAUUAUUACCUUUGAUGGCAGGAGGUUUGAUAAUUAUAAAACUGGAACAUUUGUUUUAUACAAGAGUACAAAUCGUGACUUUGAAGUUCAUGUUCGCCAGUGGGACUGUGGCAGCCUCCGUUACCAAGCUGCUUGCAUUUGUGGUUUUGUUGCCAGAGAAAGAGGUGACAUAAUUUCUUUUGACAUGUGCAAUGGCCAUCUACAUGAGACUAGACCACAUUUAUCAGUGAAAAGUCGUGAUGUCACAGGAGGCAACGUAAGAAUCACAGAAUCCUACCAAGGAAGAAAAGUAACAAUAUCAUUUUCUUCUGGAGCAUUUGUCCGUGCAGAUGUCAGUGAAUGGGGAAUGAGCUUGUCACUUAGGGCACCCAGCUCAGACUACAGAAAUACUCAGGGACUGUGUGGUUCUUUUGAUGAAGACCCAGUCAAUGAUUUCCAUGGUGCUGAUGGGAUUACUGUCCUGGAAAAUGCCCAAGCAUUUGUGGAUGAGUGGAGACUUGUACCAGGCAGCAGUUUAUUUGAUAAAGUACCAUCAGCAACUGGCUCACCAAGAAGACGACCAUACUGUACUUGCAGUGAAGACCCUGCUCUGGCACAAAAGUCUUCUAGCAAGCUUGAUACUUCCCAGAAAUCUGUCCCUUUAUCGGUUUGUUUAGGCAAAGAGGAUGUUCAACAUACAGCAUUAAUACCUGUCCUUGACAUCACAGCAGAAUACAUCAACUCUGUUGAGCUCACCGAAGAGCAUAAUAAACGUGAUACACCAUUUGAGAAAGACUUUUCUGUUUCACCCUUUGCUAAUCCCCAUGUGUACAGCCAAACCAAAUACGAAGGUGAUGCAGAAGAUUAUAAUCCUUCAGUUUCACUUUCUAGUGGAGCAAAUUCAAAGGAAAAAUAUGCAGGACUGAAACAAGAAACAAGGAGGUUUAAAAAGCAUAGUGAUCUUCCACUAAAACCUGCCUCUGAGAGACACAGACAAAAACGUCAAGGUUAUUAUGAAUAUCUUCCAUCAUUUCCAUUUCAGAGUCUAAGUCAAGAUGAUCUUGAGGGAUUCAACUAUUUUUUCCCAGAAGACCACACUACAGAUGGCUAUCAAGAGACCUUACCAACUUGGCCAACACCUUCUGGCCUUACAGAAUACAAGGCUCAAGAACUAUGCCAGCAAACUAUUGCUAAUUCUAGUAUAGGCAGCCUGUGUGCAAACUUACUUAGCACACGAAUCUUAGAUGUAAUUGACAUGUGUGUCUUAGACUUGUUACUAAAAGAUGAUCCUGGCUGGACAGAAGCUGGCCUGCCUUUGUUAGAAAAUGAGUGUGAAAGGAAAGUUCUAGAAGAUGGGUAUUCUACUACAAGAGACCAAGGUGUACUGGCUGAUGAGAUUAUUUCAGUGUUGAGGUGCCCUAAUCUCUGCAGUGGAAAUGGGGAGUGUACAGAAUGGGGCUGUGCAUGUUUCUCAGGAUAUGGAUCCUAUGACUGCGGUAUUCUGACCGAUAUGCUGCCUGAAAUUACAGAAUUAGAGAACAGUGGAUUGUGUGAUGUACGACUCUUUGACUGCAUGUCGGUACGAGUUUUUGGAGAAGGAUUCAGAGACUCCCCCAGCCUUAAAUGUGAAGUGACACAACAGGAGUAUAGCAAUGGAGAAUGGAUCCCUGGAAAUCCUCAGAUAACUGUGGCUACUUUCCUUAGCACCAGAGCCAUGGAAUGUCAACUUCCAUCUGGAAAUGUCCAAUCAUCUGAUCGUAUGGAUUUAAUUGAUGACAAACCAAUUUCAAGAUGGGAAGUAAAGGUUUCAAAUGAUGGCUACUUAUACAGCAACUUCAAAAUACUAACUUUAUAUGAUGGUACUUGCCAGACCUGUGACCCACAUUCAAAUAAACUGUGCAGGCUGAAGGAAGAAACAUGCAACAUAGAAGGACUAUGCUAUGGGAAAGGAGAUCCAAAUCCUACAACUCCUUGCUUGGUGUGUCAGCCUGACUUGUCAAAAUUUUCAUGGUCAGUUACUGAAAGCAACCAUCCACCAGUGCUUCAAAAACCACAUGAAAAGCUUCAAACAUUUUAUGGAGAAAACUUUGUGUACCAGUUCACAGCAACAGAUCCAGAAGGUUCCUCGGUAGUAUUUACUCUGGACUCUGCACCUGAAGAUGCCAGUCUUUCUCCUGCUGGACUGCUUAUAUGGAAAGCAAUGUCACAACUUCCACAGUCAUUCGUGUUCUCUAUUACAGAUGACUGCAAUGCUAAGACCACUAUAGCUGUAGAGGUUGCUGUUAAACCAUGCGAUUGUCAAAAUGGUGGAUCAUGUGUUACAAAUAUUAACUGGCCACCUGGAAGUGGAGAGUACCUGUGUGUGUGCCCCCUUGGCUUUGAAGGGCAGUUUUGUCAAGUAGUUACUGAUGCCUGCAGUUCUAAUCCAUGUGGCUCUGGAAGGUGCAUUAAUGGAAUAAAUAGCUACUCAUGCGAGUGCACAACUGGGCUGAGAGGCAAAAACUGUCAAGAAGACAUUGAUGAAUGCAAAACAAAUCCUUGUUUUGCUGGAGUGAUCUGCUCCAACACAUUUGGAUCAUAUCAGUGUGGCUCUUGUCCUGCAGGAAUGAAAGGAGAUGGGAAAAUAUGCAUUGAGCAACCCACUGAUGGGGCCCCUUCUCUGUCUAUUAUUGCUGAAAACUUUGAAGAUGAUUAUAUUUACUAUGAGGAUGAGGAUGAAGAGAUUAAUGCAAAAGGUCGAUAUAAAGAAGAUUAUGUUAUUCCAGAUGAAAAUCAGAUUACUCAACUGCAUAUCACCCAGAGUGGCCUAUCUACAGCUGUGUCUAUUUCUGGUGUUCAGCAACCACAACAUACCACACUGCUGCCAUCUUUAAGAACAUCUCCUGCAAAACAAAGUACCAUUCAUGCUGAUAUCACCUCUUCUACUUCCACCAUUACUAAAACAGCCACCAGUGUUCCACAAGCUAUGACUACCAGUGUUGCUCCUACUACAACUACUACUACAUCUGUUACAACUAUUACUCCUACUACUGUUGCUAGAACUACUACUCCUACUACUGUUGCUACAACCACUGCUACUAGAACAGUAAGCAGGAAGCCACUAGUUCCUCAGAAGGCCACCAUCACCAUUCAUUCCACUGGUGGUAGAUCACCAGUUUACAAUUCUACCACACAAGAGAGCAGAGAUUCAAGAAGGAGAUUUCCAUUAACACACAUGAAAUGGAAUACUUCCUCAGUAGGGUUCAGGCCUUUUCCAACUAGACAACCUGUACUGCUGCAAACUGGUGCUGACAGCCAUUUAAAAACUUGGAAAAUGACUACUGCAAAUGACAGAACUGGCAUUGUGAUUGGAAGCACAGCAAGAAAGGGUGCUGAAAGACCAUCAGUGACACACAGCAGUACAUCGGAGCAGUCUGUGAUUCCUGGUAUAGUGGAUCUGUCAGCAAUUGGCAAUGAAGAAAAUGUCACAAAAACAUCAGUCCACAAAAUAAUCACAUGUGCUGAUGCUCCUUGUUUCCAAGGUGUUCCCUGUGAGCCAACUCUAAAUGGUACAUUCAAGUGUGGACGAUGUCCAUUUGGAUAUUAUGGUGAUGGAAUCACAUGCAAAGCAUUUUGUAGGCACCCAUGUGGUAAGAAUAUGGAAUGCACAGCACCAAAUAUCUGCAGAUGCAGACCUGGCUACUCAGGAUACAACUGCCUGACUGCUGUGUGUCGACCAGAUUGUAAGAAUCGAGGAAAGUGCAUUGAACCAAAUGUCUGCCAAUGUCCACCUGGAUAUGAUGGACCAACAUGUUAUACAGCCCAUUGUGAUCCACCUUGUGAGCAUGGAGGUACUUGUCUGGCAAGAAACCUUUGUACUUGUCCAUAUGGUUAUGUGGGACCAAGAUGUGAAACCAUGGUUUGUAACCGACACUGUGAAAAUGGAGGAGAAUGCAUUACUCCAGAUGUUUGCAAAUGUAAAGCAGGCUGGUCUGGACCUACUUGUAGUGCAGCUGUAUGCAGCCCAGUGUGUCUGAAUGGGGGAACAUGUAUCAAACAAAAUGGUUGCCUUUGCCCAAAUGGAUUCUAUGGUACACAAUGCCAGAAUGCUGUGUGUAGUCCACCUUGCAAAAAUGGUGGUCACUGCAUGAGAAACAAUGUUUGUUCCUGCCCUGAUGGUUACACUGGAAAGAGAUGCCAGAAAAGUGUUUGUGAUCCCAUUUGUAUGAAUGGAGGAAAGUGUGUCAGGCCAAACAUUUGCUCUUGCCCAUCUGGCUGGAAAGGAAAAAGGUGUAGCAUACCUAUUUGUCUUCAGAAAUGCAAGAAUGAAGGUGAAUGUAUAGGGCCUAACACAUGCCACUGCCCAAGUGGCUGGGAAGGACUACAAUGCCAAAUUCCUAUAUGCCAACAGAAAUGUCUGUAUGGGAGCAGGUGUAUACUUCCAAAUGUGUGCUCAUGCCGUCCUGGGUACACUGGAGCUACGUGUGAAAAAAAGAUUUUCAGAUAUUUGGGCUGACCAGCACAGAACCUAAUUCAGCAUGGACUACAGAUGUUCACUUUUCCAAAGGGGAAGAUCUACAACUAAAAUACAAGACAUUUUUGUAUAAAUAUUUCAAAAAUUAAAUGCAUUGUAAAAUAUUAUUUGACAUAUUCAGUCAUAUACAUGACACAGAGAAGUUCAGAAGAAAUUAUGCAGGCACCGUAGAAAACUGUCCCAAAUAUGCAAUAGCUAGUGUCCCAAAAUUGGAUUUGUUUUGUUUACUACCUCAUGAUGAUGGACAAUAUUAGGUUUGUACAUAAUUCCUGGGUUUGUUAGAAGUAUGAUACUUUAGUUACACAACAGACUUUUGAGACUAAAUAUCCACUCAAGUGAUUUGCAACCAGUACAGCCUACAUAGCUGCAGUGGCUAAAAACAUUUAAUUAGUGUAUUGUCAUGGAUACUGAUGGGCACCAGAGUUCACAGUGCCUGAGCUUUUUCAUCAACAGUAUUAUCAAUGUUAGAUAUUUUGGGGGUUACUACAACCAAGAAAAAAAUGUUAACAGUCCAGGGGUUGUCAAGUGAAUAAAUUAGCUGCAUAUUUGUUUUGGAUUAGAAGCACAUGGUAUAAAUAUAACAGUAGGCAUUAAAUUAAUGUAAGAACUGACCCACUGUACUAUAGAGGUAUCCCCUGAGGUAGGAAGAUACACUGGGUUCAUAGCUAGUUUUAUGGUAGUCCUCAAGCCACGACUGGCCAGUAAAAAAAAAAAAAAAAACAUUU
Protopterus annectens (West African lungfish) is the source of this 6107-nucleotide messenger RNA. RefSeq names its product von Willebrand factor D and EGF domains (gene VWDE). The transcript is spliced from 29 exons. Lineage: Eukaryota; Metazoa; Chordata; Ceratodontiformes; Protopteridae. The record is from RefSeq and is a predicted model, not a curated record. Gene Ontology annotation, molecular function: calcium ion binding. The coding region runs from base 1 to 5364 and encodes 1787 amino acids.